AAUGAAACCGCCAUUUUGUACAGUUUCGCCAAAGUGAUUUGUUUACUGAUAACCAUUGUUAAUUCUACUAAUUGAUACAGAACUCUACUAUUUUAGGGUACUUAUAAUAUUAUUAUAGUCUAUAGCGGCCAACAGACCCGACGAAAUGGAUAACCAAAGAGAGAAAGAACGCGACCGUUCAAAGCGUGGAGACAGGCCUUCCAGGUUUUCAGACGCUCAAAGAGACCGCUCCAAUGACCGCGAAGCGCGAUCAGAUGGAAAACGCUUGUUCGUGUCUAACAUUCCAUACGAGUUCCGUUGGACUGAGCUGAAAGACUUAUUCAAGGAAAAGGUUGGUGAUGUGGCAUACGUAGAGCUGUAUAAUGACGACAAUGGGAAACCACGAGGUUGUGGUGUCGUUGAGUUCACUAACACGGAGGCCAUGAAGAAAGCUCUCUUUGUGAUGCACAGAUAUGAACUCAACGGAAGGAAGCUGGUGUUAAAAGAAGAGACAGGUAAUGAACGCAACAGGGUGGGUUCUGCCAGGCAAGGUGGUGGGGGCGGCGGCGGCGGCGGCAACAGGAACAACAGGGAUGAUAAAGACGGAUGGGGAAUGAUGAAACCACGUGAGCCAGAAAACUUCAAUACAUACGGACUCAGUCUUGAAUUCCUUGACUCUAUCAAUGUGCAGCCUCCACUAGUAAAGAAAGUUUUUGUUGCCAAUCUUGACUACAAAGCGGAUCGUGCCAAAAUAAAGGAGAUCUUCAAAAUGGCGGGCAAAGUCCGCAACAUAGACCUGGCGAUAGACAAGGACGGCAACAGCAGAGGCUUCGCCGUCAUCGAGUACGACCAUCCGGUUGAAGCCGUGCAGGCAAUAUCCAUGUUCGACAAGCAAAUGCUAUACGAACGGCGCAUGACAGUCCGAAUGGACCGCGGCAACUCAGAAAAGUCAGAACUGCGCCUGCCCGAAGGUUUGAAAGGCAUCGGUCUAGGCUUGGGGCCUAAUGGCGAACCACUAAGGGAUGUAGCUAGGAAUCUGCCACAGAAUUCUAACGGGCCGAACUUGAACCUGAAUAAUAAUAAUUCGUCGUUGGGAACGGGAGUGCUGGGGGCUGUGCCCACGGCUUCUGUCGCCCUGAAUGGGCUGGGAGCUGGUCUGGCCGCGAACCCGCUGGCUACAAACACUUUGGGAGGAGGACUGGGAUUACAGGCACUAGGUCUGACCGGUCUCGGCGCCCUCCAAAACCAGCUUCUCCAGCAAGGCCUCACCGCCAGCGACCUGGCCACCGUGCUCACCGCGCAAGCGCAGGCCCAGGCCCAAGCCCAGGCUCAAGCCCAAGUAGCGCAGGCUGCCAAUGUCGGGGUCAAUGUCAACACUGGCCUGAAUCUGAAUAAUGACUUGAGCGCUAGUGUGCUGGGCAAUAACGCUUUGAGUAGUAAUGUCAUGGGAGGAAACUCUUCUAUGAGCAGCGGGCCGCUUUCAGCAUCCCGUAGCCAAAUGGUCGGAGUGACCGGGUCUGGACAGAGCUACGGGCGGGAGUCCAGCGUGCAACAGAACUCGCGGGACAAGUCUUCCGACAUGGUUGCUAUCACUAAUCUUCCGCCAACCGUGACAUGGCAGCUGAUCCGCGAGAAGUUCAGCGAGUGUGGAGACGUGAAAUUCGCCGAGAUGACCGGCCCCGACUCCGCCAUCGUUCGCUUCCACAAGGAGUGGGACGCCGAUCGGGCUAUCAAAAUGUUCGACAGGACCCGCAUUGACGGGAGAACUAUAGACGUACGAUUUUUCUGAGACGAGGAUACAAGGAGUGUCUCAAGUUGAUCUGUUGUGGGGUUUGUAUAACGGCUGCCUGCGUAGAAAACUUUGUCCUUUACUCUUCAUUAAAUAGUCCACUUUGUGUUUGACAAUCGAUUACUUAUAUACCUUAAGUUUAGUGUAAGUCAGGUUUGCUAUUUCCGUAAUUUUAGUUUCUAAUAAAUUUGUAAGAUGGAAUAUUUUAUUUGUGAGUGCAUACAAAUCUAGGAUUUAAAAUUGUUUAAUAAAAGGUUUCGUCUUAAGAAUGGGUCGAUCUUUGUCUUGAACUCACGGAAAUGGAGAAUGCUGAUGUUCGAUGUAAUAUUAAGCUGGUUCUAUCACUUGUUUCACACUCCCCUGUAUUUGGGAUAGUCACACUGUAUUCAUUUUAAUAAAUGUUCAUUUAGUUCGUGUAUUGUGGAAUUUAUUAGGUUUUUACCACGGAAACUACCGACGGGUGUAAUGGAGCUCAAUUGGACAUUCGUGUUGUUUUAUUCACAAUUCGAUCAAUUGGGUUUCUAUUGUAACAUUUUGUUGAAUUUAGCACGAAUCGGGUACUUUAAUUUACUUACAAUUUUAAAACUGCGACGAAUAGGUUCUAGGAUAUCUUGUGGGAGGAGACAAGUUUUUUUGACACCCUUCUAAUACAUUUUAAGUUAGUUUGUGUAGUGUAUUGUAUCUUUAGAAACAGCCAGUCGGCACAAGUGUUAAGGUCUAAUAAAUAUUGUUCAGUCAUAACUUCCAUUCACAUGCAAAAGUAUAAUUGAAUAAAUUUUAAUGUAUGUGCA
Molecule: messenger RNA, 2559 nt
Organism: Leguminivora glycinivorella
Lineage: Eukaryota; Metazoa; Arthropoda; Insecta; Lepidoptera; Tortricidae
Gene: rump
Product: heterogeneous nuclear ribonucleoprotein M
Exons: 12
Coding region: 146-1768 (540 amino acids)
Cellular component (GO): cytoplasm; nucleus
Molecular function (GO): mRNA binding
Source: RefSeq, a predicted model, not a curated record